AUGGCAACACAACUCAUCGCCCUCCCAGCCGUAGAGCGCCUCAGUCCCGCCUGUAUCCGCAUCCUGGGCGGCAACCCGGGCAAGUUCACCCUCCAAGGCACAAAUACAUACCUCCUCGGCACUGGCCGCCGGCGCCUCCUCAUCGACACGGGCGAGGGCCGUAACGCCUGGAUCACGUCCAUACGUGACACCCUCCAGCAGGAGAACGCCACCAUCGACGCCGCGCUCAUCACGCACUGGCAUCAUGACCACACGGGCGGCAUCAAGGACCUCUUGAGCAUCUCGCCGCAGACAAAGAUCUACAAGCACACCCCGGAGGAGGGGCAGCUCGCGAUCGAGCAUGGGCAGCGGUUCGAGGUUGAUGGUGCUACCCUGACGGCGGCGUAUACACCAGGGCACACCAAAGAUCAUGUUGUUUUCGUCAUGGAUGAGGAGGAUGCCAUGUUUACGGCUGACAAUGUGCUCGGCCAAGGAACAGCGGUUUUUGAAGACAUGGCAACAUAUCUACGGAGCCUCGAAGAGAUGAAGACGCUCUUCAAGGGCAGGGCAUACCCCGGCCACGGCCCUGUCAUCGAGCACGGUCCAGCCAAGAUUGCCGAGUACAUCACCCACCGACGUCAACGGGAAGAGCAGGUCAUCCAGACGCUGGGACUCGGGCCUGGAGAGGUCAAGACAAACGUCGCCGAGCUGAGGUCGACGUGGACGGCCAUAGAGUUGGUCAAGGUUAUCUACAAGGAGGUGCCAGAGACUCUCCACCCGGCGGCCUGUGGUGGUGUGUUACAGAUCCUGGGGAAGUUGGAGGGCGAAGGCCGGGUGGCCCGUGACGGAGAUGGAUGGCGUUUGUUGGGUGAAGGACGUCCGUCUUUAUAA
Messenger RNA from Fusarium falciforme, 870 nucleotides. RefSeq lists its product as hypothetical. Gene Ontology annotation, biological process: secondary metabolite biosynthetic process. Lineage: Eukaryota; Fungi; Ascomycota; Sordariomycetes; Hypocreales; Nectriaceae. Bases 1 to 870 code for a protein of 289 amino acids. The transcript has a single exon. The record is from RefSeq and is a predicted model, not a curated record.